This is a messenger RNA of Seminavis robusta, 558 nucleotides long. The record is from the annotation of a GenBank genome assembly. Lineage: Eukaryota; Bacillariophyta; Bacillariophyceae; Naviculales; Naviculaceae.
AUGAUGAUGAUCACAGGUUCCCUCCCCAGCGAAAUUGCAUUGGCUACAAACUUGGAUUGGUUAUAUUUGAACAAUGUUGGGCUGAUUGGUUCACUGCCGAGUGAGAUUGGAACAUUAUGCGUGCUGCGUGACAUUAUCAUUAGAAACAACCAGCUAUCAGGGCCGUUCCCAAAGGAACUGCAAGAACUGACUGGUCUCAUACGAAUUGACCUUGAACACAAUGACUUCUCUGGAAGUCUUCCGACCAAGUUGCAAUCAUCCUCAAAUUUCAUUAUUCUGCAACUGGGAGGCAACCGAUUCUCUGGCCACAUUCCUUCUGAGUAUGGUGCGAUGACGGCCCUUAAUAUCCUGAAUCUAACCAAUUUGCCCCUGUUGACAGGAACCGUUCCAUCUGAGUUGAGUUCCUUGUCCUUACUGGCCCACUUGGACAUGAGUGGCAGUGAUGGUCUAUCGGGUAUGCUGGCAGAUGAUUUCUGUUACAUGCAGAAUUCCUCUGUGUCCGGUGGACCAGGGCUUGCAUUCUCCGAUUUGAAUGCACCACCAGCUGUGUGGUUGUGA